This is a messenger RNA of Hordeum vulgare subsp. vulgare (domesticated barley), 1570 nucleotides long. RefSeq names its product B3 domain-containing protein Os03g0622200-like. The transcript has 4 exons. Gene Ontology annotation, molecular function: DNA binding. The record is from RefSeq and is a predicted model, not a curated record. NCBI's taxonomy places the organism in Eukaryota, Viridiplantae, Streptophyta, Magnoliopsida, Poales, Poaceae. Bases 313 to 1395 code for a protein of 360 amino acids.
GUUUCCGAUAGGAACAGACAUGAAAAAAAAAACAACCUCCCCGACAGUUGUUACCCUGCCUAGCAACGUACGUGUCACCCUGUCAGCUUGUUACCCUGCCUGGCAACGUGUCACCCUGCCUGUCAGCUGGUCUACACAUUUGCCACACGUUGCCUAGGCCGGAGUGACUAGAGUGCCGGCAUGCCAUAGCGCAUUCGAGAGUCCAGUGCCCAUAGGAGCCACCGCCUGUGCUGUUAGAACAAAAACCAGGUGGGUUCUCAUCUCUGACUGCACACCUCCAUCCAUCCAUCCAUCCUCUUUGAUCUCUUCCUGAUGAUACCAUCACCGCCGAUGCAGAAGAUGGGCAAGAACUGCGAGCGCUGCACGAAGUGGCAGGAGCAUUGCUACUGGAGCCACAUGGCUGACGAGAAGAAGCACCUCUUCAAGCUUAUGGUUGGGGACUUCGCCGAAACCAUGAGCGUACCUGGUAGGUUUGCAAAGAAGUUCGACGGGCACAUCUCUGAAGCCAUCAAUCUGAAGCCCCCCGGUGGCAAAUCUUGGAGCAUCAAAGUGGCCGGCGACACCGCCGGACUAGUCCUCCGGUCUGGGUGGAAGGAGUUUCUCGACGCCCACGGCAUCGAGGAAGGAGACGGCCUGCUCUUCAAAUACAGUGGAGCGUCCUCCUUUGACGUCCUCAUGUUCGACCCGACCGGCUGCCAGAAACCACCGUCUCCUCGGCCCGUCAAACGCCGUGGCUGUGAUGAUGACACAGAAGAGAACUCUGCCGGAGCUAAAGAUCGCCGAUGCGGCUACCAUGCUUCCAACAAAGAUGAAGAACGCGCGCCGCAUCCGCCACCGGCGGCGAACGGCGAUGGCGCUGGCCUGGAGUUGACACUGUACAGAGGCGCCGGCAAGAGCAUUGCCCUGGCAGGUGUUGGGAUGGACCAUGGAGAUGCACCUGCAAAUGCCAAGACUAGGUACUACUUCUGCAAGAAUGGGCCCGUGAGCGAGUUCCAUCUGACGGAGGAAGACAAGGAGGAGAUAUCGAGCAUCCCUGUCCCGGCCGAGCCAAGGAACCCGGUGUUCGUCAAUGUGAUGCACCCGAACCAUGUCUGCGCCGCCACCCGGACCAGCAUUGUGCGUGUCCCCCCAGAGUUUGCGGCUAGGCACCUGCAAACAAUUGGCAGAGAGAUCGUGCUACGGAGAGCCGGCGGGAAGGGGAGGUGGCAUGUCCGGUAUGCGGCCGGAGACCACUAUCGGGGCUUCUGCGGACGCGGGUGGCGCGACUUCGCCCGCGACAAUGGCCUCCUUGCACACGAUGUCUGCGUUUUUGAGUUCAUGGAGGGUGCGCGGCGACCGGCGGCCAACGUUCACCUCCUGCGGAGGCUGCAAGGCCGCUUCGUGCUGCUGCACUGAACCGGAUUUGUGCCUGUGUGAUCUCCCUGCCAAGGAACAGACUUGACGGGCCUCUUCUUCAUCAUAGCAAUGCAAGAACUUCUGUACUCUACCCUUAGAACUUGCAGCUCUAUCUGAUAAGAAACGCUGGUAGUACGAGCUUAUCCCAGUAACCGUGAUGUAUCUCCUAGUACUC